AUGGAGCCUCUGGGGGGGAAGGAGGCCCCCAGCUUGACGAAGGCCCUCAACCGAGAUGCACUCGAGGAAGUGUUUCUCCACUGCAGCCCAGAAGACCUGCUUGCGCUGCGUGCCACCUGCUCCGCCGCCGCCGACCUGCUCGACAGCAACGAAAAGGUCUGGCUGUCCAAGCUGCGCGAGAGCUUCGGGCUGAACCUCAAGGCGCUGGCGGCCGACUCCGACGCCCUGUUUGUGCGCCUGGCCCGGCGCGUGUUUGAGGCGAGCCGCGCCCAGCAGCUGCGCUUCCAGGGCGUGUUUGUCAACGGCGGCGUGGAUGAGGAUGCCAUGCACUACUUUGUGGACAACCUGUUCCGCGCCGACAAGGCGCCCUACUGCUCCAACUGCUCCCGCGACGCAGACUGCAUCGCGCUGCUGCUGGACGGGGAGGUGCCGCGCGACGCCGAGUUUGCGCGCGUGCGGCAGUACAUGAUUCGCCGCUGCCGCUACGCCGCCGCGCUCAUCCUCAACAUGCCUGAGCAUGGUCGCGACCCCGAUGACAUCAUGCACAUCCUGGAGGACUGGACAGACAUGCAGCUGGAGGGGUUCUUCAAGGACCUGGUGAGCGCGAUGCAGGCGGAGCACGCGCUGGGGCGCCUGCUGGUGUUUGACAUCCCUCACGAGCGGCUGGCGGCGGAGGAGCAGAAGAUCCUGGGGGUGCACCAGUGGCUGCUGGACCGCCCCAAGGCGAUGAAGGCGGCCAUGCUGAAGCCCGGCGGCGACGGCAACGCCAUGCUGGACACGAGCGUGCUGCCCAAGCUGACGGCUCAGGGGGGCAAGCGGCUGGCAGGGGUGGUGCACGAGGUGUCGCUGUCGCGCGUCGGCAACCUGACCUGCCCCGUCAAGGUCGCGGGGUGGGCGCCAGAGGAGGUGCUGGCGCUGCUGCAGGCUGCGGCCUGCGACCCCGCCUGCACCGCGCUCAACGGCAUGGUGGAUGCGGUUGAGGUGCAGCGGGCGGCGGCAGAGGGGUUGCUGCCGCCCAUUGUCGCCACAGACCAGACGCUGGCGGGCGUGUGGCACGAGUUUGACACCACCCCAGCCGCAGCGCAGGCAGCGGCGGCAGCUGCACAGGGCGUCGGCACCAGCGCUCAGCACGCUGCUGUGCAGCAGCAGAAGCCAGGCCAGCACCACGCACAGGCUGGGCCCUCGGCGGCGCCGGCUGCGCCGGCGGAUGCCGAGGCGGGGCCCAGCAGCGGCGCGGACCAGCAGGUCCGGGCGUCGGCGGCGGGGAUCGUCACCUGGAAGCCGCUGCUGUGGUUCAAGUUUCACUCUGUUGAUGAGUCCAAUGCGUUUGUGUACCACCACCGGCAGCUGGUUGAGCAGCACGGCUCGCAGGCGACGGUGCGGCACCACGGCCCGCCGCCCACCCGCCGCUGCCACGUGCCAGCGCAGGAGGGCGAGCAGCUGAUUGUUGGGCCCAGCAUUCCGUGGGUCUUGCAGCAUCCGGGCGGUCCGAUUGUGCCGCUGACGCUUGAACAGAUGCAGCAGCAUCUGCAGCAGGGGCAGCAGCAGCAGCAGCAGCAGCAGCAGGGAGGGCAGGCCUUGCAGCAGGGCCCUGCACCGCACCAUCCCCAGCAGGCGGUCGCGGUUGGCGUGCCUGCGGCAUGGCAGCCAUAUCAGCACGGGGCAGCAGCAGCAGCAGCAGCAGGCGUGCCACUGCAGCCGGGCUUGCCACCCGCGGCAGGGGGGGUGUUGGCAGUCGGCAUGCCGCCAGCCCCUGCCAGCACGGAUGGGGAGGAGGAUGAGGAGGGCAGCAGCGAUGAGGAGGGGGGCAGCCAGGGGGCCGACACUGACAUGGGGGAGGAUGAUUCAGAUGGCAGCGGGUCGGACAUUGAUGAGGCGGCGGAGGCGCAGGGUGCGUGGCUCAACCACUGGGCCCAGGACGAGUUUGGGGCAGACCUGCAGCAGCAGGAGCAAGAUGUGGUGGUGGCGGGGCAGGGCUUGCCGUUCGACCAGAUGGAUGAGGGCAGCAGCAGCGAUGGUGAUGAUGAGGGCGCGCUGGAGGAGCACUUUGAGCUGGGCCUGGGCGGCAUGGAUGGCAACGGGGUCGCUGGGGGCGCUCCCGUCGGAGGCGCCGCUGCCGCUGGCCAGCAGCAGCCGGUGGUGCAGAUGAGCGCGGCGGAGACGCUGCUGCGGGCUCUGACGCGGCGCAACACGCGCGCGCGCAACCGGCUGCGCGUGCCGCUCAGCCGCCCCACGGGCGCCAACAUCAUGCUGGUCAAGCUCAUCAGCCAGGAGAACCUGAUGGAACAGUAUGGCGACCCGCACACCUGGCCCAACAUCGACAUGACCCUGGUGGAGCUCAUUGGCAAGCUGGUGGAGCUGCCGCCGGGUGUGACGUUGACGCCCUGA
This is a messenger RNA of Chlorella variabilis, 2388 nucleotides long. RefSeq names its product expressed protein. The transcript is spliced from 12 exons. The record is from RefSeq and is a predicted model, not a curated record. NCBI's taxonomy places the organism in Eukaryota, Viridiplantae, Chlorophyta, Trebouxiophyceae, Chlorellales, Chlorellaceae. Gene Ontology annotation, molecular function: protein binding. The coding region runs from base 1 to 2388 and encodes 795 amino acids.